Messenger RNA from Symbiodinium sp. CCMP2456, 2217 nucleotides. The record is from the annotation of a GenBank genome assembly. Lineage: Eukaryota; Dinophyceae; Suessiales; Symbiodiniaceae.
CUGGAUCCACGCGAAGCCGUGCUGGCUCAAUAUGAUCUGCAGGCUUCGAACAAGCUGUCUCUGAAGCACCUGCGCAGCAACCUCGUGGAGGACCAGUUUAGCCCGACUGCGAACGUGGCUCUGCGCCUCGCGAGGGACAGCUACAACAAGAAAUGCCCGAUGCACCUGGUGCUGGACUUGUCAAGGUACAACUCGCGAGGGCAGCUGUGGCUGGGGUCCGUGCAGGCGACUUCCAACCCUGCGCUGCUGGAGGCUCAUGGAAUCACCCACAUCUACUCGGCGGGCUUCCAGAGAGACCAAACAAAAGACAAACAGCGCUUCUACUUCUUGCCGACCCACGACGGAACAGGAGUGCUCCGCGGCAACGUCAGCUUCGAGGAGGUCAUGAACACGGCCGUGGAGGUGGCAGCAAACAUGAUGAAGGGCGGCUACCGCUACGUCGUUUGCUGCCGGAACGGGGCGCACCGAUCGGCCAUGCUGAUAGUGCUGAUCCUGAUGGUGCUCACUGGUCAGCCAGCAAAGACGGUGGCGGCCUACUUCGUCGACGAGAAGACGGCGUACGUCAUCAAGGCGAGGCAGGCGGCAAAGCUGCCAGCGAUCUGCUUGAAUUCUGCUGGCGCAGCGGGACAGAAAGGCGGUAAAGGCGGCAAGGGCGGCAAGUGGGUGGAAACCAAAAAGAUGCCGUCGAAGCCCCCCCAGCUGGCUCAGCCUGUCAGCAGCGGAGCAGACAGUGCAGACGCUGGCUCAGCGGGUGGUGAAGCGAGCACGACAAAGUCAAAGGCUGCUGGCUCAGCGGGUCUUGGAGUCGCCAAGGCAAAGGCAGAGGAGCGGCCUCCUGAAGCAGCGCCUGUGAAAAAAGAGUUGAAGGAGCAGCGGCCUCCUGAAGCAGCGCCUGUGAAAAAAGAGUUGAAGGAGCAACGGCCUCCUGAAGCAGCGCCUCUGAAAAAAGAGUUCAAGGAGCAGCGGCCUCCUGAAAAAGCACCUGCGAAAGAGGAGUUGAAGACUGAGACAGGACGUGGAGCUGCCCCUGCCUCCGCUUCAAGCGGCCUAAAGCUGGAGCCGUCUCAGGCCGAGAAGGCCCGGGUUGACUUGAAGCCCUGGAAGGCGAGCAGUGUCAAGUUGACAGAGGGGCCAGGUGCCGCUGGCUCAGCGGGAAAAGCGAGCGAAAAAAAGGAGACCCUUGACGCGGGUGAGAAGCGAAAGGAGCCCCCGGAGCAGCCCUCAGACACUGCCCCGGUGCAGACGAAACCAAAAAUGGAAGAGCGAUUUGGGGGCAACUUCGUCUCGAAGGUGCGGGAGGUCAUGGAGACGUUGAUCGCCAUGCGUGGGCGGCUGUUUGAAGCUGCGAAGAAUGCUGGCACAGCAGAAGCUGUGGCGGCCUUCGAAGACGAAGUUGACUAUGGCGACGAUGAGGAGCUGGACGUGGAGGCCGCCUCGCAGGCCUUAAGUGCAGGCGAUGCGCAAAGUGUGAAGCUGAUGGAGCUUUUGCUGGACGAGCAAAAGAGGCUGUCAGCACAGAUCGAGGCUCUGGCUUCCUCCCAGGCCACGAGCAGCGGAAGCCAGCAGGAGCAGCUCGCUGAGCGGGUGUGGGCUGCCCUUCAAGCCAACGAUGCAGAAGCGUCGGAGGCCGCCUUGCGCCAACUGCCCCCAAGCACCAUAGAGGCCAUGAAAGACGCAGCGGGCGCCACACCCUUGCACGUGGCAGCACGCAACCGGUGGCUGGGCCUGACAGCGUAUCUGCUGGAAGUCGCGCCAAGUCUGGCAGUGGCCACGACCUACUCCAGACAGCCGCCGAAGUGGACAGCGCUUAUGUCCUUGGCGAACAUGCCGAAAGCCAGGGACGAGGCGGUCGCUGACCGGGAGGCAGAGAUCGUUCGGCUGCUGUUGCAGCACAUGCCAGUGGAUGCGCUCAAUAUCCAGAGCGGAACUGGUGCCAGCGUUACACAUCUGGCGGUUCCAAAGGGCAAUCAUGCCUUAACGGAACAAGUUUUGUGGGCGCUCUACACCAAAGGCGGGUGGAGCGCAGUCGAGCAUCACCUGGGGCUCGCAAACCACCUGGGGAAGAGCGCCCUGGACUUGGCAUUGCGCAGUAACGUCGCGUUUGCCAAAGUUCUCCGGGACCACUGGUGGGCCGUGUCCUUGACACCGGCGCCGGCGAGCGACGAGCGCGAUUAUUCGCGCAGGUACAGAACUACCGGACAAAGGAGUUGGUGGUGA